GGAGUUCCAGGCCAAAGUUCUCGAUUUUGGCCUGAUAUGCUCACCUUGGCUCCACAUCAAAGGUGUCCGAUACCACCUCGAAAGCUGCAAGAGUCAGUUCCCAGCCGAAGCCGAAUUCAUCGAGGAGAUAUCGACAAACCUGUACAUGGACGACGUCUGUAUACAAGCAGACUCGGUAGCCGACGCGGAGCACAAAAUUAAUCUCUUAUUCGAAAUAUUCCAGCAAGCCCACUUCCCGCUCCGCAAAUGGGGCACGGCGAAUGAAGAGGUGGCUCACAGCAUCCUCCGGCUAUCCCCACUGGACAAAACAUCUGUCACAGUCGGAGACGAAGAGGCGAAGUUCCUUGGAGUCCAGUGGCAUCAACCAACGGACAGCCUCGGAGUCUUCACGCGGAAGGCCGUAUCGGAGCUUUCAAGCGGAACUCCUUCGAAAAGAAAGCUCCUCAAGGGACUCGCUCAGAUCUACGACCCGCUGGGUAUUCUGACCCCGGUCACCGUCAGGGCGAAAACGCUCUUCCAGUCACUCUGGAAGCUCAAAAUCGAUUGGGACGAUCCGUUACCGACGGAAAUCAUCGAAUCGUAUCGAAACUUCGUCACCAUGCUCCGGCAGAGCACCGACAUAAGAAUCGAGCGAGCGCUCAGCGCACGUUUCUCUACCGCGAGGUUCGAACUACAUUCAUUCUGUGACGCGUCGCUCGAAGCCUACGGCGCGGCAAUAUACCUUAGAACUGUCGAUAAGGGUUUCGCCCAAGCCAGGCUAGUUGUCGCGAAGGCCCGAGUAGCACCAACGAAACAGAAGUGGUCGAUCCAUCGUUACGAGCUGAUGGGAGCUCUCAUGGCAGCUCGAAUUACGUCGAACAUCCGAGAAUACUUGAAGCUCAAGGUGGCCAAGGAAUACUUCUGGAUCGAUAACAUGGCAUGCGUCUCCUGGAUCCACAGUCCUCCGGAGAAGUGGCGACCAUUCGUGGCGAACAGAGUUCGCGAGAUCACGAAACUGACGGAUCCGAGCGCAUGGCGGUACAUCAGGUCGGAAGAGAAUCCAGCGGAUAUUUUGUCGAGGGGCACAGACAUCGCGAAUCCACAGAGCCGUUACCGAUGGCUCUCCGGACCGAUGUGGCUCAGCGAUCCUACCUGGAAGCCACCACCAAAUCAAAUCGACAUAGAAGAGACAGCGGAAGAACGGAAAGCGACACCCUCUCAGUGUUUACACACAGUUCGCUACGACGAGAAUGACGUUAUCGACGAUCUUCUCAAUCCAGCCCGCUUUUCUUCUUGGUUCAAGCUGAUCAGAGCACAGGCUUUCUGCAACCGGCUCAAAGCAUUCGCUCAGUCGAUCAAAUCGAGACAACGUCGCUCCCACUCGAGCAGCGAAACACGAUCGCUCCAGCUCGACACAGCGGAAUGCACUCAAGCCGAGAAAGACCUCGUAAGACGGAUCCAGAAAAGAUACUUCCGAGAGGAAAUCUCACAAAGGUGCGAAGAUCUCCCGAAAUCCAGCGGGCUCGCACAAUUCCACCCGUUCAUUGAUUCGGACGGAUUGAUGAGGUGCAGAUCACAGAGUGCUGGCGAUUGGGGGGGAGUCGCAGCUACGCUCCAGAAGCUCCGAGAGCGAUUCUUCAUCCUGAAAGCAAGGAAGGUCGCCUACGAUGCUUUGAGACAUUGCCCAGGCUGCAAACGCUUCAAUGCGAAUCCAGCAACAGAACCGACUCCGGCGUUACCGACGUUCCGGGUCGAGAUCACUCCACCGUUCCUCUUCACAGGGGUGGAUUUCGCCGGACCCAUCUACUACAAGAAAGAGAAUGGAAGGAAAGCUAAGUCAUACAUCCUUCUGUUCACAUGUGCAGUGUCGCGAGCGAUCCACCUGGAACUCACGAUGGACCUGUCGACGUACGAGGUCCUCCGAGCGCUGUCUCCGUAA
Molecule: messenger RNA, 1918 nt
Organism: Galendromus occidentalis (western predatory mite)
Lineage: Eukaryota; Metazoa; Arthropoda; Arachnida; Mesostigmata; Phytoseiidae
Exons: 2
Molecular function (GO): nucleic acid binding
Source: RefSeq, a predicted model, not a curated record